AUGAAUAGACCAAGCAGACCAUCAAAUGGCAAGAAGAUGUCUUCGAGCUCAGUGACCAUCACUAUAUCAGACUUCCACACUUAUGAGAUGCAGAAUCGUUCAGUUGAGUGUCAUCGAUGGAUUGAACAGGUGAUCAAUGAACAGGUGGACAACGACCUGUUUACUGCUCUCAAGGAUGGUGUGGUCCUGUGUAAGCUGGCCAAUGUCAUGUUCCCAAACAUCAUACCUCGCUACAACAGACAGACAUCUAUUACAUUCAAACUCAUUGAGAAUAUCAAUUCAUUCAUUGCAGUUGUAAAGAGACUUGGUAUCAAUGACAAUCAGAUAUUCACUGCUACAGACUUGAUAGAGAAUAAGAACAUGCAAAAGGUUGUUGGAACGUUGAGGACGAUGGCAACUUUGGUCACUCAGAAGGGUUUCCCAAUAAAGUGGCCAACGAAUGACGAGAUGGAGGGUGUGAAUGGCGCCGAUGAACAAUCUUCAAGAUCAGCCAACAAAACAGAGUCAUCACAACACACUAUCAAUUGGGACUCAUCAUUCAUAUUAUCUGCAUCAUCGGGUUCAAAGACAGCUCCAGCUGGUGCACUCUCACCCAAUGCCAAGCCAUCUCUUUACUCCCCAUCACGUCCAUUUCGCUCGAGCUCAGUCAGUACUAGCUCACCAUCAUUCACAACCCCUCAGAAACAAGUCACGACUUCAGCAGUAGUAGCAUCACCCACUCCAUUGGCUUCAUCAGUUACACAAGCACCACCAUCAGCUGCAGCAGUACCAAAGGUGGAAGCUGUACAGCAGCAGCCUACAAAGGUAGUGGCACCCGUGGCAGUGGUAGUUGAUCAAAAGAUACAACAAUACGACAAGAUGCAAAAGGAAUCACGUGAGGAGGUCACAUCACUUCACUUUGCAGUCAAAGAGGGCGACUUGGAGGCUGUCAAGAAGAUCAUAGACAAACAGAGCUACCUUACCAAAUCAAUCACUGUGUAUGGUCGCACACCAUUACACUUUGCCGCCACACACAGCAGAAGCGAAAUGGUCGAGUUCAUCGUACGUGGUGGCAGUCCCAUCAAUGCUCAGGACAAGGAUGGAAACACUGCUUUGCACUUGGCACUGCUCCAGAAUGAUUAUCCAACAAUUGAAGCUUUGAUCAAGAAUGGUGCUGAUGUGAACGCUGUCAACAAGGAUCACUCGACACCAAUCAUGAUGGUGUCACUCAAUGGCGAUGAAAAGAUCGUGGACCUACUGCUGUCAUCAGGUGCCGACGUGCGCAGUGCCAACAAGAAGGGAAAUACUGCACUGCACUAUGCCACGCUCAGAGGCCACAAGAAGGUGGUGGACAAACUUCUCGACGCUGGCAGUGAUGUGAAUGCCGUCAAUGUGGAUGGAGCCACGUCGUUGCAUGUGGCUGCAGAGGAGAACUUUGCCGGAAUUGCAGAGUCACUGGCCAACAAAGGUGCCACAGUGGACUCUCAGCGAUUCGAUGGAUGGACACCUCUUUAUACAUCGGCCUACAAAGGAAACAUCGAGACUGCCAAGUCUCUCCUGGAGCGUGGUGCCAACGUUGACUCUGCCAACCUGGAUGGUUGGACACCAUUACAUGCUGCCUCAGCCGAAGGCCACGAAGACAUUGCAAAGAUGCUUAUUGGACAUGGAGCCAAGAUCAACCAACAAGAUGCACAGGGUACCACACCAAUCUAUCACGCAUGUUCAUCAGGAUCACUAGAGAUGACCAAGUUCCUUUUGGCCCAUGGUGCUGACCCCAACCUCUCAAAGACGGGCGGAUGGAAGCCUAUCCACAUCGCCUGCUAUAAUGACAACGACCAAGUCACCAGGUUACUUGUGGAGCACGGCGCUGACCUCAACGCCAGCAACGAUGAAAUCAAGGGCUACUCACCAAUUCAUAUUCUGAUAUCGACUGAGGAGCCGAGACUCGAGGUGAUUGAGCUGUUCCUCAAGAAGAGGAUCGAUUUGAACAAGAAGAACAUCAAUGGCAGUACACCACUUCAUCUGGCCGUAUUUUGGAAUCACUUCAAGGUACUGGAACUGCUACUAAAGUACAGUGCAUCGUUGGAUGAAAAGAACAACAAGGGACGUACUCCACUUAGUCUGGCCUGUCACUAUGGUAAUGAAGAAGUCGCAAAGUAUCUAGCCAGCAAGAUGUCAAUUGAUCCACGCAAACUAAAGAUAAAGAACAACAAACAAAAGAUAUUGGAUAUGGAGACACCAAGUGCUCCUCCCGUGCCCUUGAACUGA
This is a messenger RNA of Acytostelium subglobosum LB1, 2247 nucleotides long. RefSeq lists its product as hypothetical. The record is from RefSeq and is a predicted model, not a curated record. Gene Ontology annotation, molecular function: protein binding. The transcript is spliced from 2 exons. NCBI's taxonomy places the organism in Eukaryota, Evosea, Eumycetozoa, Acytosteliales, Acytosteliaceae. The coding region runs from base 1 to 2247 and encodes 748 amino acids. Gene Ontology annotation, cellular component: nucleus; cytoplasm.